Messenger RNA from Zasmidium cellare ATCC 36951, 1389 nucleotides. RefSeq lists its product as uncharacterized. Lineage: Eukaryota; Fungi; Ascomycota; Dothideomycetes; Mycosphaerellales; Mycosphaerellaceae. The transcript has 5 exons. Gene Ontology annotation, biological process: lactate catabolic process. The coding region runs from base 1 to 1389 and encodes 462 amino acids. Gene Ontology annotation, molecular function: FAD binding; D-lactate dehydrogenase (NAD+) activity; D-lactate dehydrogenase (cytochrome) activity. Gene Ontology annotation, cellular component: mitochondrion. The record is from RefSeq and is a predicted model, not a curated record.
AUGGAAAUCGAACAGACUUUAAAGAGUGAAGACUGCGUCAGCUACGAUGAAGAAGUCAUCGAACACCACGGCCAUUCAGACUGGUCAUCCUCAAAUAUAAACGAACGUCCUGUAGCUGUCGUCUACCCCCGCAGCACCGAAGAGGUCUCUCUAAUCGCCCAGAUCUGCUCCGCCCAUGAUGUCCCCAUGGUCCCCUUUGGCGCGGGCUCCAGCGUCGAAGGGAACUUCCUAGCGCCCUACUCAGGAAUUUGCAUCGACUUUUCCUACAUGGAUAAAAUCGUCGCAUUCCAUCCGGAGGACAUGGACGUCGUGGUGCAGCCGGGAGUCAAUUGGGUAGAUUUGAACGAGCAGAUUAGGCAUGCUGGGUUGUUUGCGCCGUUGGAUCCGUCGCCGACGGCGCAGAUUGGGGGCAUGGUGUCGACGAAUUGCUCCGGGACGAAUGCGAUGCGGUAUGGGACUAUGAAGGAUUGGGUGGUGAAUUUGACGGUUGUCUUGGCGGAUGGGUCUGUGAUUAAGACGAGGAGGCGGCCGAGGAAGACGUCUGCGGGUUACAACCUGACCUCGUUGUUCGUCGGCGCUGAAGGUACUCUGGGCAUGGUGACUGAAGUGACGUUGAAACUUGCUCCUAUUCCGCAGGAUACGAGUGUAGCGGUUGUGUCGUUCAAGGAUAUACGUGAAGCGGCGUCUGCUGCGUCAAGUAUCAUUAGAUCGGGGAUCCAGCUUGCAGCGCUCGAGUUGAUGGACGAUUUGCAGAUGCAAGUCAUAAACCGCCACGGCAGCGCCGCAGUCCGCAAACGCACCUGGGACGAAGGUCCGACCCUGUUCAUGAAAUUCUCCGGCACCACCGACGCCAUCCAAAGCGAUAUCCAGCGAGUCUCAGAACUCAUCAAACCGCAUAACGCGGGCCAAUUUCACUUCGCCAAAACCAAGCAAGACGAGCAAGAUCUCUGGGCGGCGCGGAAGGAAGCCCUGUUCACGAUGGUGAGUAUCCGGAAGGAGGGGACUGUGCUCUGGUCGACGGAUGUCGCGGUGCCGUUGAGCAGGUUGGCGGAUAUCAUAGAUGUUUCCAAAAAGGACUGCUCGCAACUCGGCAUCUUCGCCAGCGUCAUCGGCCACGUCGGCGACGGCAACUUCCACGUCGCCAUGUUCUACGACCCUAACGAUGCGGCGCAGAAGGCGAGGGUGAGUAAAGUCGUGCAUGAUAUGAUGGAUCGGGCGUUGGAGAUGGAGGGGACGGUUUCGGGGGAGCAUGCUAUUGGGCUUGGGAAGAAGGAUUGUCUUGUAGAUGAGUUGGGGAUCGAGACAAUUGAUUUGAUGAGGACGUUGAAGAGGAGUGUGGAUCCGAAGUGGUUGUUGAAUCCUGGGAAGGUCUUCGAUCUACCGUCAUAG